Knipowitschia caucasica is the source of this 327-nucleotide messenger RNA. The record is from the annotation of a GenBank genome assembly. Lineage: Eukaryota; Metazoa; Chordata; Actinopteri; Gobiiformes; Gobiidae.
AUGGUAGUAAAGGUUUACAUCGCCUCUUCAUCUGGCUCUGUGGCGAUAAAAAAGCAUCAGCAGGACGUGGUGGGCUUUCUCGAGGCCAAUCGGAUCAACUUUCAGGAGGUAGACAUCACAAUGUUGGAAAAAGAGCGAUUGUGGAUGUACAACAACAUUCCCAAAGACAAGCAGCCGGAGAAGGGGAGACCUGUGCCUCCGCAGAUCUUCAACGAGGAUCAAUACUGUGGGGACUAUGAGGAUUUCUUCCAGUCAAAAGAAAACAACACUGUGUUUGUGUUUUUGGGCCUCAGAACAAAGCCUUCUGUAAAAGAUUCGGAGUCCUGA